This is a messenger RNA of Mastomys coucha (southern multimammate mouse), 4604 nucleotides long. RefSeq names its product two pore segment channel 1 (gene Tpcn1). NCBI's taxonomy places the organism in Eukaryota, Metazoa, Chordata, Mammalia, Rodentia, Muridae. Gene Ontology annotation, molecular function: monoatomic ion channel activity; voltage-gated channel activity. The transcript has 28 exons. Gene Ontology annotation, biological process: monoatomic ion transport; transmembrane transport. The coding region runs from base 277 to 2730 and encodes 817 amino acids. The record is from RefSeq and is a predicted model, not a curated record. Gene Ontology annotation, cellular component: endosome membrane; lysosomal membrane.
GGCUGGCGCAGCUGCCGCUGUGGCAGCGGUGAGGCGGCGGUGGCGGCUGCUGAGGCUCCACUGUGGAGAUCUUGGCGGCGGCAGCUGCGGGAAGAGCUGCGCUGUGCAGAUCCGGUGCACGGUGCGGGAUCCGGGACUGCGCGUACCCUAGAAGAUGCCUCUGAUGGAACAGGCUCUGCGAAGCUUGUCUGGCCCGGUGGCUUUGAACAGGAGCUCAAGUCCGAGGCAGUUUAAAGCCCUGGCUGUUGUAUCCUGAGGACUGCAGGCUGGGAGAAGAUGGCUGUAAGUUUAGAUGAUGAUGUGCCACUCAUCCUGACCUUGGACGAAGCUGAGAGUGCUCCACUGGCUCCUUCCAACGGCCUGGGCCAAGAAGAGCUGCCCAGCAAAAAUGGGGGCAGCCACAACAUCCCCAACUCCCAGCUUCCUAGUCUGGUCUCUGGAGCCAACAGUCCCCCCUCCAGUCCCACCGGACACAACUGGGAGAUGAAUUAUCAAGAGGCAGCAAUCUACCUCCAGGAAGGUCAGAACAACGACAAGUUCUUCACCCACCCCAGGGAUGCCAGAGCACUGGCGGCCUACCUCUUCGUACACAACCACUUCUUCUACAUGAUGGAGCUGCUCACGGCCCUGCUCCUGCUGCUGCUGUCGCUGUGCGAGUCCCCCGCUGUCCCCGUGCUCAAGCUACACACUUACGUCCACGCCACCCUGGAGCUGUUCGCCCUCAUGGUGGUUGUAUUUGAACUCUGCAUGAAAUUGCGGUGGCUGGGCUUCCACACAUUUGUCCAGCACAAACGCACCAUGGUCAAGACAUCCGUCCUGGUGGUGCAGUUCAUCGAGGCCAUUGUGGUGCUAGUGCGGCAGACGUCCCACGUGCGGGUGACCCGGGCACUACGCUGCAUUUUCCUAGUGGACUGCCGCUAUUGUGGUGGUGUGCGGCGCAACCUGCGGCAGAUCUUCCAGUCGCUGCCACCCUUCAUGGACAUUCUCCUGUUGCUGCUCUUCUUCAUGAUCAUCUUCGCCAUCCUCGGUUUCUACUUAUUCUCCACGAACCCUUCCGACCCUUACUUCAGCACCCUGGAGAACAGCAUUGUCAACCUGUUCGUUCUCCUGACCACAGCCAACUUUCCGGACGUCAUGAUGCCCUCCUACUCCCGGAACCCCUGGUCCUGCGUCUUCUUCAUUGUGUACCUCUCCAUCGAGCUGUACUUCAUCAUGAACCUGCUCCUGGCCGUGGUGUUCGACACCUUCAACGACAUCGAAAAGCACAAGUUCAAGUCUUUGCUGCUGCAUAAGCGGACUGCCAUGCAGCAUGCCUACGGCCUGCUCGUCAGCCAGCGGAGGCCAGCGGGCAUCUCCUAUAGGCAGUUCGAAGGCUUGAUGCGUUUCUACAAGCCCCGGAUGAGUGCUAGGGAGCGCUUCCUGACUUUCAAAGCCCUGAAUCAGAGCAACACACCUCUGCUCAGCCUGAAGGACUUCUAUGAUAUUUACGAAGUUGCUGCUCUGCAGUGGAAGGCAAAGAAGAACCGACAGCAUUGGUUUGAUGAGCUCCCCCGGACAGCCUUCCUCAUCUUCAAAGGGAUUAACAUCCUUGUGAAUUCCAAGGCCUUCCAGUAUUUCAUGUACUUGGUGGUGGCUGUCAAUGGUGUCUGGAUCCUGGUGGAGACGUUCAUGUUGAAAGGUGGGAAUUUCAUCUCAAAGCAUGUGCCCUGGAGUUACCUCGUGUUUCUUACCAUCUAUGGAGUUGAACUAUUCAUGAAGGUGGCUGGCCUGGGCCCUGUGGAGUACCUGUCCUCUGGAUGGAACCUGUUCGAUUUCUCGGUCACAGCAUUUGCCUUCCUGGGACUGCUCGCGCUGACACUCAACAUGGAACCCUUCUAUUUCAUUGUGGUCCUGCGUCCCCUUCAGCUGCUGAGGUUAUUUAAACUGAAGAAACGCUACCGAAAUGUGUUGGACACCAUGUUUGAGCUGCUGCCGCGGAUGGCCAGCCUUGGCCUCACGCUGCUCACCUUCUACUAUUCCUUCGCCAUCGUGGGCAUGGAGUUCUUCAAUGGGCGACUGACCCCCAACUGCUGCAACACCAGCACGGUGGCCGACGCCUACCGGUUCAUCAAUCACACUGUGGGUAACAAGACCAAGGUGGAGGAGGGUUACUAUUACCUCAACAACUUCGAUAACAUCCUCAACAGCUUCGUGACCUUGUUUGAGCUCACCGUUGUCAACAAUUGGUACAUCAUCAUGGAAGGCGUCACCUCCCAGACCUCCCACUGGAGCCGCCUGUACUUCAUGACCUUCUACAUCGUGACCAUGGUGGUGAUGACCAUCAUUGUGGCCUUCAUCCUAGAGGCCUUCGUCUUCCGCAUGAACUACAACCGCAAAAGCCAGGACUCUGAAGUGGACAGUGGCAUCCUCAUCGAAAAGGAAAUGUCCAAGGAGGAGCUUCUGGCCAUCCUGGAGCUUUAUCGCGAGGAGCGAGGCACCUCCUCUGACGUCACCCGGUUGCUUGACACCUUGUCUCAGAUGGAGAAAUACCAGCAAAAUUCCAUGGUGUUUCUGGGACGGAGAUCGAGAACCAAAAGUGACCUGAGUCUGAAGAUGUACCAGGAGGAGAUUCAGGAGUGGUACGAGGAGCAUGCCCGGGAACAGGAGCAGCAGAAGCUCAGGGGCAGUGUGCCAGGCCCUGCAGCCCAGCAGCCCCCAGGCAGUCGCCAGCGCUCCCAGACCAUCACCUAGCAGGGCUUCAUCAAGCCAGCCUCUUCUAUGCAAUAACACCUUAGUAUUAUGUACUACGAUGUAUGGAAACCAUGUGUGUAUGUAGACACACUUAUAUAUAUGCACAUAUUUACACAGAGACAGAAAAGGACUAGCCAGGGUUUGAACCACCUCACUCUGUCUUCCUGAGCUCCAGAAAUCAGCUUAGGCUGGAGGCCCAGGCCUCACUGAGCUCUCUUCCCACCAUGGAAAACUCUGGAAGCCCUCUGCUAAAGAAGCCCCUUAAAUAGGCUGUCUCAUUUUAGCAAUGCCGGCUUUCCCAGGGGGACACUUGACUGCCUCCCUGCUGCGGCCUCGCCUUGCAUCAUCCCUACCUGUCUCCCAGCCACCACAGGGGUCUGUCUGGUAUGAGGGACAAAACCACUAGGAAGAAACCCCCACAUCCUGCAGGACGGCGUCUGUGGGUGACAAAGUGUUAGAAGGUCCCCUUGAGGGAUAAGUGCCUGGGACCCAGUGGGAACCUGGCAAAGGCCAGAGAUGGCUCGAGACAGCAGAGCGUACUCUCAGGGCUUGCUGUCCUUUCUUGUUGCUGAAACCCUACCCUAGCCUCCCAGGGAAGCCCUCCCACAGGAGAAAGCCAACUGGAGGCCCUGGGAGUUUGACUUGCUCAGGAGAGUUCAUUUGAACUGGUGCUGAAGGCAGCUCCCCUCACCCCCACACUUUAACACUGCCUCCUCCAAGGUUCUCAUAAGCUAGGUGGGUAGGGGAGGCGGGUCAGGUGACCUGUGGUGGCUGGGUCGUGCAGUGGCAGGUGACAGAGGGAUGGAGCCCUGGUCACUUCAUCCUGAUGGUUUUGUCCAUAAGGGGCUGAAGUGCGGAGGCAGGCAGGGCCUCCCGAAGUUGCCUGGCACCCUGGCUAACCUGGCCUUCCAAGCCCGCUGUUGCUUGGGCAGGCAGAGGUCCCUUCCUGUUCUCCCAGGUGCCGAGCCAUGGGCCAAGCUGGAAAGCAAAUGUUUUUACUUUAAGUAAAGCACAGCCUCCACCCCCACCCCCCAGCCCCCACCGCACCCCAGGAAAACCUCUGGAUUCCACAGAGAGUCAGGAGACUGGCAAAGUCCCUUCCACUUCAAAGAGCUCUUGGCCUCCACCAGAGCUCACCCUGGACUCUAGGCCACAGUCCUGAGAAGCAGCCUCCUUUACAUAGCUAGCUGCCUUAGCUUCUGUGUAUGAGUGGAAUUUUGGAAGCAGAAAGAGGGGAGGCCUGUAAAGAGGACCUGGGGCCUCUGAGCAUCCAGCCUAGUUCAAGGCCGUUCCUCUAUCCCAGGUACCCUCAGCCUAGGGGAGUAGGCUCAGGUGGAGGGACUGGUCUUGGGCCCCAUGUAGAGGUACUAAAAACCCCUGGGUUUAGCACAUACCAGCCAGGUGCCCAAGGGAGAUAGGGCUGUUAGGCUGAACUGUAGCCUGUCAUGUAGUCUGAGAAAGCCUGUCCCUACAGAGUCACCUUGAGCACACACCAAGCUUGCCAGCCAUGCAGGGAACAAACUGUAUCACCCAGGGCUGUAAGCUCACACCCCCGGGAUCCUGUCCCACCCAGAUGACCUUUCCCUCAAUUCAGCUGAGUGGGAACUGGUGGGAACUGUCACUGCCUCACUGGGGCAGCUAUGGAACCACACUUCUCCCCACGGGGGAUGAGGCACUCAGUGGGAACAGUGUCCCGACCCUCCUCCUUGCUUGUCCUCUCCCACCCCAGCCUUACUUUCUCCACACCGUGCAGACAAUCAUUUUGUAUGGGUUAAGAGCCAUGUUGGAAGGUUUUAUACAGUGAUUUGUUACCUAGGAACCUACUGUGCCCAGAUUUCUGGUGUGCCAAUAAAGAGCCUCUGCUUUAUAGACAA